AUGGGGACUUAUACGUUUCGAUGGCCGUAUAAUGCAAACGAAGUGUAUGUGACGGGGACAUUCGAUGACUGGGGCAAGACUGUCCGACUGGACCGCAAUGGGGAGGUGUUCGAGAAGGAGGUUGAGCUCCCAGCCACAGAGGAGAAGAUCCAGUAUAAGUUCGUCGUCGACGGUAUCUGGACCACUGAUAAUCGCGUCCCCGAAGAAGACGACGGCGACAAUAACAUCAACAACGUGCUCUACCCCGAUCAAAUCCAACAACCACCACUACAGAACGGCAUGGCCGGUGUAACCCCCGAUUCAACCACCGCUGCUUUGGCGGCUGGGGUGCCUAAGGAGUCCAGCAGCAAGACAAAUGGCUAUCACCCCACCAUCUCGUCAGCAGCACCAGGCUCGACAACUGCCAAACUCGGCCAGGAAGUCCCAUUGGAACAACGGGCUACUGUGCCAGGAUCCUUUCCAAUCACUCCCGGGAGCGAGGCUGAACAGUUCUCCGUGAAUCCCAUCCCUGCAUCCAGUGGCAUUGGCAACCCGAUCAAGUUGGCUCCAGGUGAGAAGGUGCCUGACCCCAGCACUUUCAACCCCAACACCGUUCAGUCCACCGCACGUCUCGACAAGGGUGCGUAUGAGCAAGGCGCCAGUCUUUCUCGGACUGAAGAUUCGUUGCAGGAUGGCAGUGCUUUCUCCCUUCCACCUGUAACGAAAAACACCAUUCCUGAGUCAAGCUUGCCUAUGGGCAGUGAUGGGGCUCAUGAUGUCAAAGACCCCGGCUAUACGAUCCAGUCGGCUGCGCCCACGUCGACAACGGCGACACUUGCUGCUGCAGUGCCCCUGGAGUCUCAGAAGCAGAAGCAGGCGACCGGUGAUUCUCCCUCUGAGGAGCUUCCAGGCGUGGUUAAGGAGUCCCUUGAGAAGGCCCACCAACAUCCCGAAUGGGCUGCCAACGAGGAGGUCGUCGAGGAGAAGAAGGAAGUGGAAGAAGAGCUUCAGCAGAAAAUCAGCGUGAACAAUUCUGUUGGCACCCCAGCGCCUGCUAUAAGUGCCGCUACUGCGGAGACUGCUCCCCGUGCUACUGGUGCUGAGCCUACAAACCAGCCAUCCUCUAAGGCGAAGGGACCAGUCGAUGGACCAGUGGUGACCACUGGUGUCGAUUCUGCGAAGGCUCCAAAGGAAUCUGGACCUGGCCCUAUCCACGGUGCUUCUCCCUCUGUUCCUGCUGCCGGUGCUGUAGCCACCUCCAACCAACUGUCUCCUAAGGUCUAUGACCCAAGUGAGCCAACUGUUACCACGGGCGUCGAUUCUGCGAAGACCCCGAAGCAGUCCGGCCCCGGCUCAGCCGAGGACUCUUCUGCCGCUGCCCCUACUGCAGACUCAGCCGUCGAUGUCGGAUCAGCCUCUGCCGCUGGCGAUGCUUCCGGCCCUACUGCUGGCACCAACAAACCCUCAGAGCCCAAGCAGCUCGCCGAACCUAGCAAGUCCAACAAGGCCGACGUAACCGCUACCAAGACGUCCGAUUCAACUCCGGCUACCGCUAACACCAACAAGGAUGCAUCUACGCCGGCUCAGAAGACCGAUGCUCCUACCAGCAUUAACAACACCACUACUCCCGCCAACAAGACCACCAACAACGCUGCAGCUGGCGCAGCCGCCAAUUCCAACAAGGAAGAGCCGAAGAAAAAGAAGAAGGGAUUCUUCUCCCGCCUCAAGGAGAAGUUGAAGCAUUGAAUACAUUAAUUAAUGACUGAGCUGAAUCAGCCUAUGGAUGGGUUGAUUUUUAACUAAUGGUGUAUAAUGGGUGGAAGAUUUCUAUUUUCGUUCUUCAUGCUUCUGUGAUUAUCGUCUGGAUACCUUUUGUGUUGUGUGAUUUUCCUUCCAUUCGUUCGCUGCCUUAGGUCCUAUAGGUAGGCUUAUGGUUACGUAUCACGAAUCAGUUCUAUGAUUUAUGCUGUAAUGAGCAUUCCUCACUUCCACUCAGUCCAGUCUGAUAUGAAGUACAUCAGAUAUGAUGUUCAAGUGAAUAUAUUAUCAAUUAUGAUUAACAUCGC
Molecule: messenger RNA, 2045 nt
Organism: Aspergillus fijiensis CBS 313.89
Lineage: Eukaryota; Fungi; Ascomycota; Eurotiomycetes; Eurotiales; Aspergillaceae
Product: carbohydrate-binding module family 48 protein
Exons: 6
Coding region: 1-1725 (574 amino acids)
Biological process (GO): signal transduction
Cellular component (GO): nucleus; nucleotide-activated protein kinase complex; cytoplasm
Molecular function (GO): protein kinase binding
Source: RefSeq, a predicted model, not a curated record